This is a messenger RNA of Debaryomyces hansenii CBS767, 495 nucleotides long. It is a transcript of the gene CTR2, whose product is annotated as low-affinity Cu transporter. Bases 1 to 495 code for a protein of 164 amino acids. Gene Ontology annotation, biological process: copper ion transmembrane transport. The record is from RefSeq and is a predicted model, not a curated record. Gene Ontology annotation, cellular component: membrane. Lineage: Eukaryota; Fungi; Ascomycota; Pichiomycetes; Serinales; Debaryomycetaceae. The transcript is spliced from 2 exons. Gene Ontology annotation, molecular function: copper ion transmembrane transporter activity.
AUGGAUCAUUCAAACCAUAUGGAUGAUAUGAUAUCCUCGCUGGCAAUGGACCACUCAAUGCCUGGAAUGGAUCACGGAGACAUGGAUAUGUGUUCCAUGAAUAUGAUUUUUACCUGGGACUGGAAAAAUACUUGUAUUAUAUACAAAUGGUGGCAUGUGAGGUCAUUGAAUGAUUUUAUUUUAUCUUUUAUAGCAAUUGUUCUUCUAGGAAUGGGUUAUGAAUUAGCGAAGUUUUGGUUUACCAAGUGGGAGAAACGCCAUAUCAAUAUCAUAUUGGGUGCAACUUCCAAUUCUAGUUCCCUGGUUAUGACACAAUACAAAUUGAAGCGGUCGUUAUUCUAUGGCUUUCAAGUGGGUUAUUCUUUCAUGUUAAUGUUGGUGUUUAUGACCUACAAUGGGUGGUACAUGUUAGCCGUCGUGAUCGGUGCUGCAAUCGGAAACCACAUAUGGGGGUCACUAGCGGAACCCACUGAAUCAUCUUUGGCCUGUCAUUAA